This is a messenger RNA of Rotaria sp. Silwood2, 1611 nucleotides long. Lineage: Eukaryota; Metazoa; Rotifera; Eurotatoria; Philodinida; Philodinidae. The record is from the annotation of a GenBank genome assembly.
AUGGAAACUAUACAAGAAAAAGCUAAAUUAGCUGAUGAACGUAUUCAACAAUUAAAAUCACUUAUUGCAACUAUUGGUACACGACAACUUGAUCCUGAAGUAUAUAUUAAUGUACUUCAAGAAGAAAAUACACAAUUAAAAGAACGUGUACAAAAUCUUGUUGACGAAUUAGUGACAUUAGAAAAUCAACGAGGAGUAACACAACAAUAUGAUUUUGUCAAUAAGGUUCCCAAGGCUCCAACUCAAUCGGUUACUCAACCAGAAAAACCAGUUGAAGUUCAACAACCAGUGGCUAAAGCUGCUCCUGUCGCCGCUGCUGCUGCUGCUGCUAGUAAUGAUCAACAAGAUGCUAAAGAUAAAAAAGAAAAGAAAAAGAAAGCUACUAAAGAAGAAAAACCAGCCAAAGCAGCUGCUAAUACUGCAAUUGAUAUAACACGAUUUGAUUUACGUAUUGGAAAAAUUGUAUCAGUUGAAAAACAUCCUGAUGCAGAUUCUUUAUACGUUGAAAAAAUUGAUGUUGGUGAAGAAAAACCCCGAACGGUAUGUAGUGGUCUUGUUAAACAUUUACAAAUCGGUGAUCUUGAUCAAAAACUUGUUGUUGUUUUAUGUAAUUUAAAACCAGCAAAAAUGCGUGGUAUUACAUCUGAAGCAAUGGUUAUGUGUGCAUCAACACCAGAUAAAGUUGAAAUACUUGAACCACCAAGUAAUUCUAAACUAGGUGAUCGAAUUGAAUGUGAAGGUUAUGAUUGUUCAUCACCGGAUGCUCAAAUUAAAAAAGAAUUAUCGGACCAAAUUUUACCGGAUAUGACUACAAAUGAUAAAGGUGAAGCAACAUUUAAAGGAGUUUUAUGGAAAGUAGGUUUCGGUGAUUUUGGCGCUUAUUCUUCAUCUGAUCCAUUUACAUCGAAUCAAUCGACGUCAUCACCUAUUAAUAGUGAUCCAGAUGUUGAUUGGAGUGUAUUCGAGAAUGCUGAACGAUAUUUAUUACGUGAUGAUAGUGCAUGGAUAACACGUUUGAGUAAAGAUUUUUGGUGGAAUCUCGAACGUAUAUCUGAAAUGAUAACAUCAGACUAUACACCUGUUCAACAAAUAAAUAAUAAUGGUACAUUUAAUCGGCCAUCCUUACCUACACAAAAAUUUCAACAACAACAACAACAACAACAACAACAAUUUAUGCAAUCAGCUGUACCAACAAAAAUUUAUUCACAACAGCAACAAGUACCUCCACCAAUGCAAUUUACUGGUGUACCACCACGUAAAAUAGUUGGUCAACGUACACAACAACAACAACUAUCAACAAAUAAUGCUUAUAGAAAUAAUUCAAUGUUUAAUAAUGGUUUUACAUCACCACCACCAUCAUCAUCCUCAUCAUCAUCCUCAUCAGGUUCAACUAUUGUUCGACCAAUACAUAAUAAUAAUAAUAAUAAUAAUUUUAUGAAUUCGAAUAUUAACAUUCCAGAUAAAUCAAAUUUUUUUCAAGCUUUUUCAUCAAUGUCAAUUGCUGGUGGUAAUCAUGAUCAAGAUAUGGAAUAUAAUCCAUUUCAAUCAAAAAUAUCUUUUGAUAAUAAUAUGUGGGGAAAUAAUUCCCAACAACCAAUCCCGUGGCAAUAA